Messenger RNA from Coprinopsis cinerea okayama7#130, 1342 nucleotides. RefSeq lists its product as hypothetical. NCBI's taxonomy places the organism in Eukaryota, Fungi, Basidiomycota, Agaricomycetes, Agaricales, Psathyrellaceae. Bases 29 to 1342 code for a protein of 437 amino acids. The transcript has 10 exons. The record is from RefSeq and is a predicted model, not a curated record.
ACAACCGCCAUCAUCACCCGUGUUCUCUAUGGCCAAAUUCACGACUUUACAACAAGAAAGGGAGAGGUCCACAAGCUACGAGACCGAAGACGACGCAGAAGAGGAGGAGCAGGAUCAGCUGGAGGAUGAGUCAGACGAUGACAAUCCAUUUGAAUUCAAGAUUCGAGGAGCUGUACUUCCACCUACCGCGGAUAAUUGCAAAAUGCAGGAGCUGUAUCGAAUGAUACACGAAGGAAUGAUUGAUCUGUGCCCGCCGUACCAACGAGAACCUGUUUGGCCCGCAGCAAAGCAGACCAAGCUGAUUGAUUCAAUAUUCCGAAACUUCUACAUACCUCCAUUGGUGUUUGCUGUGAAGUACUCCGAAGAGCUCGAGGGAAACAUCUGGGUCUGUGUUGACGGGAAGCAGCGUCUAACGUCCAUCAUGAGGUUUAUGGAUGGUUCAAUUCCUCACAAGGACCCCAAGACGGGCAAAUCAUGGUAUUACACAACACCUGACAUUCCAAACUCGAGGGGCCGUUUGCAAAUCCCUUUACCGUUCAAGGAAUCGUUUGACAACAGGUCCCUAAUAUGUGUGCAAUACCAAGAUCUUACUUCCACUAACGAGCGGCAGAUAUUCCAGAGGGUGCAACUGGGAGUGGCUCUACAAGCUGGAGAGAAACUCAAGGCAAUAUCAUCACCUCGUGCGGAGUGGAUUGGCUUGCUUGUACAGCAAUACAUUGAAAUUGAAGGAGGCCUUCAAGAGGCUAUCACGUUUGAUACGACGCGCGGUCGGGACUUCCAAAACUUGGCUUCAAUGGUAUACUGUUGCGAGGGCAUCCGAGGCAACGAAGAGCGUUUCCCUUCCGCAGUUACCCUCGAAAACUGGCUGACUGCAGAGGAUGCACCCACCAAACAAUUCAAGAGGGAGAUCAAUGGUGUGCUAGACGACCUAUUGGCGAUCGCGUCCGAUUCCAGGUACAAUAAGGACCUCGCUUCUCUCCAGAAAGCCAAGAGGUUCGCUCCAGUCGAGUUUGUCUUCAUUGGCGUUCUGCUUUUCCAGCUCGUGAAUGAGUCACGGGCAUCAAUGGCGAAAGCUGUACACCAGAUGGUCAGCACUAUCCGCAAAGACUAUAUCGACGUCCGGAUGAAUUCAAAGGUCUGCAAAACCCUGUGGAAAUACGUUGAUCAACUAUCGAAGAAUCCAGAAAAGGAGCUACCAGGACUUGCAGGUUCGUCGAAGAAGAAGCCAUCUACUGGCAACAAGAAGCGGAGGAUAGACGAGGACGAGGAUGAGGAAACCAUUGGAGCAUCUAGUCACGCGAGGCCAAAGAAGGCGGCCAAGAAAUCAGCUGGCAGGACUUAG